AUGACUUUGCCUGUUUCAAUGGACGAUAAGGAGUUGUUCCCAAAGGAUGAGAUUCUGAAUGUGAACUUUUCUAUGAAAACUGAGAUUGAUGGUGACAUAUUCCGACAGAUGUUUAAUUCACUGGAUAGACUUUGGUGGUCGAGAUUGGUGAUUUCAGUUCGCGGAUAUGUUAUCAACUAUGUGCAGCAGAAUGAUGACGUCUUGUUCCCAUGUGAUGACGCUUUUAUACAAAUCCAUCAAAAAGUUGCUGAUAAAAGCAGCGAUGAGAAAACAGCAUACGAGUAUCUGGAAGCAAUUUACAAUAUCAUUCGCUCCAAGGAUCUUCUUCUGAGCGCGUUAUCGAAUCCGGCAAUCUUAAACAGAUCUUCUUCAUUCGAUCGUAUCGCGCAGUCAUUCGUGAUCAUUUAUGGAGAAUUUAAUGGGAAACUACUCCAACUUGUGAUUGCUCAAUUGCCAGCAUUCACAUUAUUCAUCAAAGUGGUCGUCAACCUUCAACAACGAUGGGUUAAUCAAAAAACGGGCAAAAAGUCGAUUCGAUUCGAAACUGAUCCGGAAUGGGAACCAGAUGAGAGAGUUGUGCUCUUUCAACAAUUUGGAACUGACAAUCGUACGUGGGUUCUGCUUGACUUUGACCGUCAUAUCAUCGAACAGUGGAAACCAACAGGAACAUCUGUAAUUUUUGGAGAUCGAUUUGUAGAAAAGAAAAAACGAGCUGGAAUGAAACUUUGCUCAACUUGCGGCAUGAUUGAACAAAAAGUUGCACAAUUUGCACAAUUCAACGGUGAUGUGUUUUGUUCAAAAGAAUGCUUCGAUGAGGCAACAUCAAAAAAACCGAACUAUCAUGGGGCGACCGUCUUAAAAUUGUAA
Caenorhabditis bovis is the source of this 867-nucleotide messenger RNA. NCBI's taxonomy places the organism in Eukaryota, Metazoa, Nematoda, Chromadorea, Rhabditida, Rhabditidae. The record is from the annotation of a GenBank genome assembly.